GUUGGUGGAGGGAAAGGUUGAGAACAGGCGCUUUGGGGAGGGCGGGGUGGCCGCGAGAGCGAGCUCGCGCCGGCUGUUGGAGGCGGGACGGCACGAGCAGGUCGAAGCGUAGUAGGCCGUAGCUCUCUCUCUCUCUCUCCCCCGCCUUAGCGAAGCCCUGAUGUGAGCUGGUGCCGGAUCGCCGGGCCCAGAAGGCGGAGGAACAGCACGAUGAAGAAGGACGUGAGGAUCCUGCUGGUGGGAGAACCCAGAGUUGGGAAGACAUCACUUAUCAUGUCUCUUGUCAGUGAAGAAUUCCCUGAAGAGGUUCCUCCACGAGCUGAAGAAAUCACUAUCCCGGCUGAUGUUACCCCAGAAAGAGUGCCAACCCAUAUAGUGGAUUAUUCAGAAUCUCAGCAAAGCGACGAACAGCUCCAUCAUGAAAUAUCUCAAGCAAAUGUAAUUUGCAUAGUAUAUGCAGUUAACAACAAGAAUUCAAUCGAUAAGGUAACAAGCCGGUGGAUCCCUCUCAUCAAUGAAAGAACAGACAAAGACAGCAGGCUUCCGCUUAUAUUGGUUGGAAACAAGUCAGACCUGGUUGAGUACAGUAGCAUGGAAACCAUCCUUCCCAUCAUGAACCAGUACACGGAGAUUGAAACUUGUGUAGAGUGCUCAGCAAAGAAUUUGAAGAAUAUAUCUGAAUUGUUUUAUUAUGCACAGAAAGCAGUUUUACACCCUACAGGGCCCCUCUAUUGUCCAGAGGAAAAAGAGAUGAAACCUGCCUGUAUAAAAGCCUUAACUCGGAUCUUCCGAAUUUCUGAUCAAGAUAAUGAUGGCACCCUGAAUGAUGCAGAACUCAACUUCUUUCAGAGAAUUUGCUUUAACACACCACUGGCAUCUCAAGCAUUGGAAGAUGUAAAGAAUGUAGUAAGGAAAAAUCUAAGCGAUGGAGUCGUAGACAAUGGAUUAACGCUGAAGGGCUUUCUUUUUCUUCAUACACUCUUCAUCCAGCGAGGGAGGCACGAAACAACUUGGACAGUAUUGCGGCGUUUUGGCUAUGAUGAUGACCUAGAGCUCACACCAGAGUAUUUAUUUCCCCUGUUAAAAAUACCUUCUGACUGCACAACAGAGUUAAACCAUCAUGCAUACUUGUUUCUUCAAAGCAUGUUUGAUAAGCAUGAUUUGGACCGAGACUGUGCUUUGUCUCCUGAAGAACUCAAGGAUUUGUUCAAAAUCUUCCCUUACAUGCCAUGGGGACCAGAUGUCAACAGCACUGUUUGUACAAAUGAAAGGGGUUGGAUAACGUAUCAGGGAUUUCUUUCUCAGUGGACACUAACUACAUACUUGGAUGUACAGCGCUGCCUCGAGUAUCUGGGCUAUUUAGGAUAUUCGAUAUUGACUGAACAGGAAUCCCAGGCAUCAGCAAUUACAGUAACCAGAGACAAAAAGAUUGACCUUCAAAAAAGACAGACUCAGAGGAAUGUGUUCAGAUGUAAUCUCAUUGGGUUGAAAGGCUGUGGGAAAAAUGGAGUUCUCCAUGCCCUGCUUGGAAGAAAUCUCCUGAAGCAGAAACAUAUACGUCCAGAGCACAAAUCCUACUAUGCAAUUAAUACCGUUUAUGUGUAUGGGCAAGAGAAAUACUUAUUGUUACACAGUGUUUGUGAAUCUGAUUUCUUAUGUGAUGCUGAAAUCAUGUGUGAUGUAGUCUGCCUAGUAUACGAUGUCAGCAAUCCCAAAUCAUUUGAAUAUUGUGCCAGAAUAUUCAAGCAACACUUCAUGGACAGCAGGAUCCCUUGCUUGGUGAUAGCUGCCAAGUCAGACCUACACGAAGUUCGGCAGGAAUACAGCAGUUCUCCAGCUGACUUCUGCAAAAAACACAAAAUGCCUCCGCCCCAAGCCUUUACUUGUAACACCGUUGAUGCACCAAGUAAAGAUAUCUUUGUUAAACUGACAACAAUGGCCAUGUAUCCCCAUGCCCGGUUACGCUGUAUGUGCACCUGCAACAGGUGUACAUUUUGCAUCUGUCAGAACCUCCUCAACUCAGACUUGCUGCAAUCUGUAAAGAACAAACUCUUCACUGCAGUUCUUAACAGGUCUUCGUUUUCAUUUCUCUGGCUGGCACUUACACUCCUCUUGCUGCAUUCCUGUGCAUCCUUUUAAAAAAAAAUUACAUUUCUAAGUAUAUUUUCUAAUUCAUUGUGUGCUUUCAAACCAUUGGCUUGGCUUUUGCUUUUUGGCUAUUUGCAUGUGCCAUGAAUGGUAAAGACUGAUUUACUAUUUCUGCCUCUGCCUCAUCAUCUUAAGAACAAAAGAAAGAAAGCUCGUACCUCUUAUAGGGUUUUUAAAAAUGUAGUGAAAAUAUCCAAAGACGCUUUUUUGAAAGACAACUGGACUUCUUUCCUUGAAGAUGUUUAGCUCCUCAUCCAAGAAGCUUCUUCAGAUCCGGGAAAAACCAAGAAAGGCCAGUUGCUUUUGAAAAAGCACCUUUGGGACAACCAUGACCUGGAUGAUUGAGAAUCUCCAUAGACAUUUAAUGUUGAAAUCCCCAAAUGUUUGAGCCAGUUAGAGUCAAGAGUUCUAGAAUAUGUCAUGGGCAUGCUCACAAAGUAAUUAUUUGUUAUCUUUGGGGGGAGGCGUCAAGAGGGCACAUAUAAUCUUUUUCCUAUUUUUCCACAUUGAAAUAGAGCAGUACGUCAAAGGGGCAAGGUGAGUUUUCAUGAGUGACGGUAGAUUUAAAGCUGGAUCUUGCUGGUGACAGCCCAAUACCACUGUACCAACAUUAAGUCUCCUGAGUCCCCUAGAGGGCAUAAUGAGGAUCACAGCACCCAUUUAUCUUUUCUAGGCAGGCUGACCCACUUCCAAAGAAAGCAAAUAAAUAGUGGGUCAGCCAGCCACAAUUUUUAAUUUCUAUGAAUGACUUUGGUGCCUCAGCUUUUCUCCCUUAGAAAUAAAAAUGGCAGCUGAAGUCGGAUGUUUGUUGGAUAAUGCUUGCUUCCGUUUAAUUUUUAAAAAUCACAAUAAUAUUUAAAAAGUCAUGGGAAGAGAGCCUGAGAGGCCUCUGGAUAAACAUCAUCCUGCAAGGUUGGGAACAUUAGUGAGCUAUGUUGCUGGAUCAGUUCGAAAAGGGAAAUCUCCAUUGGAGAGUAGUCUGUGCAUCUGAUAUUGUCUUAUUCCAAAAUACAUUUUUGGUAAACAAAAUACAAAUUUUGGUGAGAUGAUUUAAUUUAAGGAUUUAAUUUGAGUUCAUGGAAAUGAAUCUGAUGAAUAAUUGAAAGAAUCUUACUAUAAAUAAUUGAGAGAAAGAAACAGCUAAUUACAUAAUAUUGGGAUUACACACAUAUACAUGCACACACACACACACACACACACACACGCUAUGCUGGAAAAGAGUUUUAUCCAUACUGAUUUUUCCCCAUACAAUUUGUCCUAUGUAGUUUUGUAGAGAAUUCCUCCUGUAUCAGGGCAUUCCAGUCCUUUGGCUUCUUAAUCCACAAGAGCCUUGUCCUUGUGUGUGUAAGCCUCUUUCACACCAUGUUCCUGAUCUUUCUUUGAUGUCCCCUUAAUCAUGGGAUUAGCCUUUAUUUGAUUCUUACUCUGCUGGGCUCCACAUUAGGUAUAUUUUCCUGGCAAGUGAGUAGGAGGCAAUAAGGCUAUUCUAUCUAUAUUUGCAAAUAGCAUAUGUAAGCCGAUGUGUACCCAUUCUUCAUAGGGGGCAGGUUUUGGCAAAAAAGGAUCUGUGUGUACGUUCCUGUUAAUUCAAUAGGUAAAGGCUGCAAAUGCAGAGACAUUUUUUUUUUAAAAAAAGCAUUGUCUAAAGACAAUUUCAGCACUGAUUAGCCAGUAAUUAAAAUGUAUUACUUUAUGGUUGGUACUAUCAGAUAAGAUGCCAACAUAUUUUCAUUUUAAGCGAAUGAAAGAUAAAAUCUAAGAUAGAAUCAUUCCAAUGCAACUUAUUAUACUGGGGGGAGGGUGACACUGAUUUUGACAUUUGAUGCCAGAUCUCUUAAUAUAUAGAAUUCUCCAGUGCAGGAAUUCAGGAGUUCUGUUGCAAAUUUGUGACAAUGGGAUAAGAAUUCAACAAUAUACCAAACAAAUAGCUGUCUUGCUUCUACGUGUUCUUUUUUUUUUUUUUUGUCUCUAGUAACCGUGCAAACUUAAUAGUUCCUCUCUGCUAAUUUUUUGAAUCAAUAUGGAAUUGGUUUAUAUCUUGUCAAUUUAUGCGUUUGAGCCCAGUGACUAAUGUUGAAAUAAUAGAUGGCUAAAAAUUAAUGCGAUGAAAAGAGAGGCAGCAAAUACACUUUUUGCUCAUGGAGCCAACUCAAACAAGGUUUUCUACUCAAUUGUGUGUGUGUGUAUUAUGCUUUAGCCCCCCUCCCCCCUAUCAUUAUCUCUUUAGAUAAAUUGCAUUCCCAGCAGUCUUGUCACACAUUAAUUUUGAAAAAUAGUUCUGAAAUAAAGAACUUCAUUUAUGAAAGGGUAUUUAUUGGCCCAUAGAUAAUUUUAAUUUAUUUUGUAUGCUUCAUAUAUAAAUAUCUGAAGGUGAAUCCCCAAAGUGUGAAGAGAUUAACAGAAUUAGGACAUGCUGAGCUAUGCCUGAGGCAAAUAUGAAAGGGCUGGUCUUCUGGGGUUCCCUUUCCUCUGCAUGUUAGAGAAGAAGAGCUUAGAAAUGCUCAUUUCUGCUUUGAUUGACCAUGCAGGCUGACAAACUGAGUUUAAUUGCAAACAAAGAAAUAUUAAGUUGUGGCUUGCUUUUUUUUUUUUAAAUGGGCUUGUUCAAAAUGGGUCAUUGUUUAUUUUAAUCACAGUUUUGGAGUUCUGACAGUUUGGUAAAUUACAGUUAAAUUACGAGUGGAGGGCAACCUUUUAACAUUUUUUACUUCCUGUAAAAGGAAGGAAGAGGGAGAGAGAGAAAAAAACGAGAACAACAGCAUUUGGAAGUGGGGUAGCUUUUUAGUGUCUCUCUAAAUCACAAGUAUGUGAAUUUCCUUUUGAGCUUGAAACAAUUACUUCCCAGCUAAUAGCAACCCUGAACAUAAUUAAUUGAUAGGGCAUGCAUAGGCAUUUUUACUUUAGUCUGUGUGCCUGAUUUUAAAAAGUAGUUAGGAUCCUCCUUCUACGCUUCCAGGAUGGGAUGUAAUAUUGGAGAGAAAUACCUGUGCUUCUUUAGUAAUGGGAGGCGAGAACUUUGUUAGCCCCUAGCUAUCUCUCCCUAGCCAGAUCCCAGAUGGUUUUUUGUGAGGAAUUGCCUAGUUUUGGAAUGGUCAAACGCUCCAAUCAAAGUGCCCCUUUCCCAAAGGCUUUUGUAUGAAACAGGUGCUGUGCAGGAAUUUGCUAGCAUAACAUUCUGCUCGCCACUAUCCAGCAUUGUGUUAGACCUGGUCUUCAAAAGUGCAUGUCUACAAAAAUAUAAUUCAAAAACAAAACAAACUAGAAGAAGAAUAAUUCUGGGAAAAAGGGGGUUUCUCUCACGUGGGAUAGAAAAAGGAGAAACUUUGGUGAAAGAUUGAUAUCUCCUUGGGACCUGUCACUAAUUUCCAUGCUACUUUAUUAACCUGCAUCUUACAGCCAAAACUUUCUGAUUAAAAAUGGAUAUUGAAACUGAUUGUAAGCCAUAUUGAUGUGUAACUUCCUGUUCUGAGCCAUGCUGUGAACUGCCAUCUGUGUGCAUGUGUGCAAAAAGGUUGAGAGCCCACAUAGAUGAGCUGGGUGCCUUGCUGUUGUCAGAUGAGGAGAGCAGCAUUGUUCACCAAGUACAUGCCGUCAGCUCGGUAGAGGAUUCCAUCUUCAUGGAGUCAUCCCUUGGUCCACAGCUAUUGGA
Molecule: messenger RNA, 5797 nt
Organism: Crotalus tigris (Tiger rattlesnake)
Lineage: Eukaryota; Metazoa; Chordata; Lepidosauria; Squamata; Viperidae
Gene: RHOT1
Product: ras homolog family member T1
Exons: 20
Coding region: 211-2139 (642 amino acids)
Biological process (GO): mitochondrion organization; small GTPase-mediated signal transduction
Cellular component (GO): mitochondrial outer membrane
Molecular function (GO): GTP binding; calcium ion binding; GTPase activity
Source: RefSeq, a predicted model, not a curated record